AUGAACCACAGCCAGCACAAGCAGAGUCUUUCUUCUUCUACCUCUUUUAAGGCAAGUGUUCCUGUAAGGAGCCACUCUCCCAAACUCUCCGUUCAUCAUGGAAUUUCACAUUUUUCACAUCAUGGAGGAUAUCAUAAAGUUCACCACACAGCCCAUAAUACCCACGGGGGAUCAAGUAAGCCAAUUAUGUUUUCAAAACACUCUUCCUUCCCUCAUGGAUAUGGCUAUGGAAACGUACAUGGUGUUCAUAAUAAUGACAGUCACUUUAAUAGCAUCGGGAGCCACAGUAGCUGGAAGAAUGAUGGUUUUCUCAAUGUCAAUGAGAAGGAAACCAUGCAGCUCCUUAAUGACCGACUGGCAACCUAUCUAGAAAAGGUUCGCUCUCUGGAACAAGAAAAUGCCCAAAUGGAGAAAAAGAUCUGUGAAUGGCAUGAGAAAAAUGUCCAUUCAUCAAUGCCCGAUUUCCAACACUACUACAAGACCAUUGAAGAACUUCAAAACAAGAUCUCCGCAACAUCUCUGGACAAUGCCAGGCUAGUUCUAGAGAUAGAUAAUGCAAGACUGGCUACUGAUGACUUCAAGAACAAAUAUGAGCUGGAAAUCAGGCUGAGAACUUUUGUGGAGAAUGACUUGAAAGGACUGCGUAUGGUUCUGGAAGGCCUUAAUAUAGAGCGAGGUGACUUACAGGUUCAACUGGAGUGCCUGCAGGAUGAAGUGUUGCAGAUGAAGAAGCACCACGAAGAAGAUGUGUCUUCUCUGCGAAACCAACUGGGUUCCAGGAUCAAUGUUCAUGUGGAUGCCGCACCAUCAGUUGACCUCAACAGGGUCCUGUGUGAAGUCAGAGAGCAAUAUGAAAAUAUGAUGGAGAAGAACUUGAAGGAAGUUGAGAGCAUUUUUAUUCUCAGGAGUGAGGAACUGAACAGGCAGAUGGCUUCUGGAUCUGAACAGCUGCAGUCAGUUCAGACUGACCUUAUUGAUCUGAAGCGUUGUUUGCAAACCCUUGAGAUUGAGCUGCAAAGUCAGCUGAGUAUGAAAUCGGCUCUUGAGUGCACUUUGGCAGAGACAGAAGCAACUUUUGGUUCUCAGCUUAUCCAGCUACAAAGCCUGAUUGACAAUGUGGAAGAUCAGCUCUCACAGGUUCGAUCUGAACUAGAGAGACAAAUGUAUGAGUACAAGAUUCUCAUGGAUCAAACAACUCGUCUGGAGAUGGAGAUCAGCACAUAUAAGAAACUGAUGGAAGCAGACAUUCACGUUCCAGAACAUCAUCCUAUUCAUCAAGAGAAGAUCUAUAAAGAAAUAUCUCACGGCAGUUCAAAACACAUCAGUACUCAAGAAUAUGACCAUGGAAAAGGUGGCCACCAAACCAAGGAACCUAGUCACUAA
Messenger RNA from Nanorana parkeri, 1383 nucleotides. RefSeq names its product keratin, type I cuticular Ha4-like. The record is from RefSeq and is a predicted model, not a curated record. Lineage: Eukaryota; Metazoa; Chordata; Amphibia; Anura; Dicroglossidae. Gene Ontology annotation, molecular function: structural molecule activity. The coding region runs from base 1 to 1383 and encodes 460 amino acids. The transcript has 8 exons.